GGAGAAAUAUUAUUAGUAUUUGGAAUAGGGCCUGCAUUUAUUGAACCUUAUGAGUUUAAAUAUUUUAAAUUAAAUACAAGCGCCUCAAAAGAGUGGGUCCUAUAUGUCUUCUGUGUAACAUUGAUCCGAAUCACUGCCAUUAGCCCCUCGACUGCCAUUAGAGAAUGGGAUUCCUCGGCGACUGCAUUACUUGCACUUUGUGGCGUGAGUCAGGGUCAACUUGCAGUGCGUGAGCUUCGGGUUGUGUGCGCAUGGGUCUGGGAUUUUGGGUCUCAAAGUGACCAAUUGCAAGUCUCAUGUUUUAUUGUGCCGGCGAGGGCAGAUUUAUACAACUCACUUGGGUUUGACUGCCCUCUGCUCUGCUCGUAAAUGUUUUAAUUAAACCACUCUUUUUCGCUUUGCAGCCGCAUCGCGGCUACGAUGAACAUAACUUUUAACCAUAUAUAAGGCGGCAAUUGCGGUUGUCAAAUUAUCAGUCAACUUGUUCGCUUCAGCAGCACAACACAGACCAAGAACCAAAAAUCCUUAAACAUGUUCAAAUUGGUGGUGUUGUCUGCUCUCCUCGCCGUAGCUGUCGCUCGUCCCGGUCAUCUUUAUGAGUCUCCUCUGGUUUAUGCCGCUCCAGCUGCCACAACCAUUGUCCAGGAGCACUCUCUGGCUAAAGUGGGUUCUGUCGUAAGCAGCAUUCCCACAUCGGUGUCCCACCAGAGCCAGUCGGUGGUCCACAGCCAUUCGCAUGUUGUGGAGGACAUCGUGGCCCCGGUGGUGAAGUCCACUCCGGUGGUGAGCUAUGCUGCAGCUGCUCCAGUGGUGCACACCGCCUAUGCUGCUGCUCCCGUUGUUCACACCAGCUAUGCUGCCCCGGUGGUGCACACCUCCUAUGCCGCCGCAUCUCCAGUUGUCUACAACUCCAGCUGGUAAUCGGAAAACUUCACCUUUGGGGGCUCAUUGCAGCGAUCUGGACGGUUAGAAAAU
This is a messenger RNA of Drosophila santomea, 975 nucleotides long. Its product is annotated as pupal cuticle protein C1B. The record is from RefSeq and is a predicted model, not a curated record. The transcript has 3 exons. Bases 532 to 921 code for a protein of 129 amino acids. Lineage: Eukaryota; Metazoa; Arthropoda; Insecta; Diptera; Drosophilidae.